CCCCCGGCCCCCGACGACGCCCAUUUCAGCAUGAUGGUUUUCCGCAUCGGCAUCCCCGACCUGCACCAGACGAAGUGCCUGCGUUUCGACCCGGGGGCGGCGGUGUGGGCGGCCAAGCAGCAGCUGCUGUGCGCGCUGACCGAGGGCCUCCACGACGGCCUCAACUACGGCCUCUUCCAGCCCGCGGCCGCCGGCCGCGACGCCAAGUUCCUGGACGAGGAGCGGCCGCUCCGCGAUUACCCCCAGAGCUUCGACCAGGGCGUGCCCUACCUGGAGGUGGGCGUGGUCACCGAGGGUGUGGUCCCUGGGGGGGCGUGGACUCCAUUUGGGGUGGAGUUUAUGAGGGAGAAUUUGGGUUAAAGUGGCGGAUUUGGGGUUAAAAUG
Cyanistes caeruleus (blue tit) is the source of this 384-nucleotide messenger RNA. NCBI's taxonomy places the organism in Eukaryota, Metazoa, Chordata, Aves, Passeriformes, Paridae. The record is from RefSeq and is a predicted model, not a curated record.